This is a messenger RNA of Scaptodrosophila lebanonensis, 1998 nucleotides long. RefSeq names its product serine/threonine-protein kinase S6KL (gene S6KL). Gene Ontology annotation, biological process: protein phosphorylation. NCBI's taxonomy places the organism in Eukaryota, Metazoa, Arthropoda, Insecta, Diptera, Drosophilidae. Bases 185 to 1849 code for a protein of 554 amino acids. The record is from RefSeq and is a predicted model, not a curated record. Gene Ontology annotation, molecular function: protein serine/threonine kinase activity; ATP binding. The transcript is spliced from 9 exons.
GGCAACGGACAAAAAACGCGCUUUAAUUUUAGUUAAUUUAUUAGCUACUUGGUUUUUUGUUUGUGUUUUAGUGCAAAAUAGUGUGCGCGUGUGAUUUUGCACUAGUGUGUGUGUGUGUGCGUGUGUGUUUAUUUAGUGUGCGCGCGAGUGUAUAAAGAUUGAUUUGUGUGCUCCACGACUUUUGAUGGGAAACGCGCAAACAAGGCAUGAAAACAGAAGAAAAGCAUCGCAAAACCAAAACUUUGGUGCAGCAUCAGCAACAAUAUUAGAUCGCCAUGUAUUGAAUGAAGUAGUCACAGCCACCACACCAACAACAGCAAUAGCGUCGACGUCAGCUUUAGUUGUGGCGGGGGAGCCAAAACAACAACAACAACAGCAGCAACAACAAACAACUACGAUAACCUUUGGCUGUGGCGGCGGCAGCAAAAAAACCCUACAAAGAACGAGCAACAACGCAAACACCAAUACUACAACAACCACAACACUCACCCCUUGCAGCAGCAGCAACAGCAGCAGUUACAACAACAACAACACAGCUGAAGCACAGACACUACAAUCAGCUGCUGCAACCGUGAUCCAGGCACCACAACAACAACGCUCGCGACAGCUAUCAACUUGGAGCUUGGGCAGUCUCGGAGGUGCUCGCUUGAACUGGAGCUUCUCAACAGCGCGUAAUUCGUUCAGGCAUCGCAACAAGGCCACGCGCAAGAGCCUGACUUCGCUCCAGGGCUCGCGACGUUCGAAGACACAAUGGCACAGACCGCUGACAAAUGCUAUUUUUAAUUCACACUUCAAGGAGUCCAGUCGCAACGAACAGUUUGAUAUAGAGUUAUUGGUAGCUAAGGGUGCCUUUGGAGUGGUCUUCAAAGUUUUGGAGAAGAAGAGCUGCCCAGCAACAACGUCGAUUACAACGAAGCAGAAAACUGCAAUUGCCGCCGCCCCAACUAAAAACAGCUACGCUCUCAAAGUCCUCAAAAAAUCCAAGCUCAUCGAAGAGAAUAGCGUGCAGCAAAUCAAAGACGAGGCUGACAUUCAAAAGGUGUGUGGCCAUCAUCCGUUUAUAGUCCAGCAAAUUGAUCUGUGGCAGAAUCGUCACAACCUGCACAUCUUGUCCGAAUAUGUGCCCAAUGGCGAGCUCUUCAGCAAAAUUGCCCAUUUCUCCAUCGAUCUAGUGCGGCUGUACGUGGCCGAAAUCGCGCUCGCUAUCGACUUCCUUCACAACGCUGGCAUUAUCUAUCGCGAUGCAAAGCCCGAGAAUAUUUUGCUAACGCAGCACUUUCACAUUAAACUAACGGAUUUCGGACUCAGCAAGUGGCUCAAGUUGGGGGCCACCACCCGAACCAUGUGCGGCACCUUCAAAUACAUGGCGCCCGAAAUCCUGAAAGGUGAACCCUACGGCCAUGCUGUGGACUGGUGGGCUCUGGGCGUCAUUGUCUGCCAGAUGUUUACGCAAAAGUGUCCCAACAUCAAGCGCCACUUAAUGAAGCAACGAAGCAACUCCCGUGAGUCGGACAAUUUAUCCAACGCGCCCUCCAUUGCUCGAAUUAAUGGCUGUCUGAUGGACAGCGAUGAUGAGGAUUUUCUGCCCGAAUCCGUCCGGGGACUGCCACACGAGGCGCAGGAUGUAAUGCAGCGUCUCCUUAACUUGGAGCCGCGGCUGCGAAUCCGUAGCAUCCUGGCGCUACAGCGCAUUGCUCUUUACAAGGGCUACAAGCUGGAGGCGAAGCAUUUGUUAAGCCUGAAGCCGUUGGACAUAAUUGCCAAGGACCGCAUUCACAUCUAUGAGGACCAGCAGCCGCCGGAGCAGUGUUCCAGGGAGCUAGCCAAACAAGCAUUCCGUGACUUCUAAAAGGCGACCACUUGCCCAGCCAUAUGAAGAAACACUUUAAGUCAUUUUUAUUGAGUAUUGUUUAUUUUAUAUGUGUGUUUAAAUUUCUCUUUUAAGUUUCUUAGCGAAGUUGUGAAUAAAUUAUUGAAAUGCCAUUUUUAUAAAUUGAA